Messenger RNA from Solanum pennellii, 705 nucleotides. RefSeq names its product auxin-responsive protein SAUR68-like. The record is from RefSeq and is a predicted model, not a curated record. Lineage: Eukaryota; Viridiplantae; Streptophyta; Magnoliopsida; Solanales; Solanaceae. The coding region runs from base 172 to 609 and encodes 145 amino acids. Gene Ontology annotation, biological process: response to auxin. The transcript has a single exon.
GCCCUUAAUGCCUAACUCACAUUUGACAACUGGAGCUACAUAUAAAUUCAUUUUCUAUCCUUAGCUAUAAAUAAACUGCAUCUAUGAGCCAUUUGAUCACCAAGAAGAUAUCGGUAAAUAUAAUCUUAUAAAAGAUCAUCAACUUUUUAUUUCCUAUAUUCCAAAGAAAUCAUGAUUAGUGCUAAGAAACUCAUCAAGAUGGCAAGGAAAUGGCAGAAGUUCGCAGCGAAUCAAAGGAAGAGAAUUUCUUUUCAAAGAUCCAAUACCAAUGAUGCAAAGAGCUGCAGCACAUCAGCUUCUGUAGUUGACAAAGGUCAUUUUGUGGUGUAUACAAUAGAUCAGAACCGAUUUGUGGUUCCGUUGGCUUAUCUUCAACAUGAGGUAAUCAGACAACUGUUGCACAUGUCUGAAGAAGAGUUUGGACUUCCAAGUGAUGGCCCCAUUACGUUACUGUUCGAUGCACUAUUCUUGAACUACAUUAUAUCUCUCAUUCGAAGAGGUGUAUCUGCAGAUUUUCAAAAUGCUUUGAUUGUAACAGUCGCUUCCAGUCGAUGCUCAUCAGCUUCAUACCUUCAAGAACAACGACAUUCGGAAUUGUUAAUUUGUUAAGCUAACUGUGAUGAAUUUUGUAACGUGAUACUCAACAAAUGUAUAGAAUAUUAACAUCUAAUUUUUAAUCAAAAACUCCACAUUCUUGCCUUCAAA